Molecule: messenger RNA, 6661 nt
Organism: Spirodela intermedia
Lineage: Eukaryota; Viridiplantae; Streptophyta; Magnoliopsida; Alismatales; Araceae
Source: the annotation of a GenBank genome assembly
AUGAAGGGGUCAUCCAGAUGGACUAAUAAGAGGAGAGCGAGAGCGAAGAGGAGGAAGACCGUGAGUUGAUCGAAAUCAUGAAAAUAUGAACACUGGCUAAUACUUUUGCCCACUGAUGCCUGAACGUGAUCCCUAGGAUGACGAAGAGAUUCAUGACAAAGAACGCGACGCGAAAAUGGUCGAAAUAGUAUAAAUCGGAGGAACCAAUACUGUAGCGGGACAUGACGUAGGACAGAAGAGUUGGAGACUGAUUUGGAUGCACUCCAGAUGGGCAGAGCUGCCAACGUGCGAAGGUGCAUGAAAGCAUAGAACGGCUACGAUUUGGUAUGAGACCUCUGACGAACUGUGUUUUAGGCUACUACACGCCCAAAGAACUAGCGACCAUUUUCGGAAGCACCGGUGGAACGCCACGCCUCAGACUCCCACUCGUCGUAGCUACGUGAGCUGCUAACUCGGGCAAAGAGAUCCUUCUUUUUUCCCUCUGGCCGAAUCCGCAAGCAGAGAAAAUUGUUUUGUUUUUCGUUUUUCAACAAUAUUCGGAUUCAGGAAAAAGGAUGCCGCCCAAACAAUAUCCGGGAGAUGGGUGUUUCAGCAUUCCCUACUGCUACCGAACAGAGUACAUACAGAGCGGAGAUGGGAGAAAGACCGAUGGGCUCUGCGCAGCUCCCAUACUCUCAUGAGAGAGAUGCCGGCUGCCUUGCGCUACCAGUACUCUAAUGAUUGGAGUUUGAAGAGCCUGGCCUGGUCCGCUACAGUGAGAUCGGUCGGUUGGGAGGUGAGCUGGUGUGCCUCCAUCUCCAUCAGCCUCCCAAACGGCUCGGGACGGUGGCCGCCGAGUCCACUGAUGCCGGUGGUCCCUAGCAAACAGCCGUGGCAACGAGAGAGCAUAUCGCUCUUGGUAGGAAUCCCAUGGAUUUCACAAAAAGAGGGGCAACAGCUCUCUCAUUUGGCCCUGAGCAUAUCGCUCAAGCAAUAGCUUAAAGGAAUCUGUUGAAUCAACGAAAGAUCUUAGAGGACAUAAACAUAGCUCAGCAUGUCAGCAACCGAGCCGAACAGAAACCGACCAGAACCGAGCCUAACCGAAACCUGAUCAGAACUGACCCGAACCGUAACAUGGCCCGCGUCAUCAUUAUCAUUGGCAUAUGGCCCAACAUAAUCAUUUGUCUUGAUCGGUUGUUACAAAAUCGUGCGUAAGAAUUCUUUCUGUGCUGUUAGGGGCAUAGAUUACAAAUGAGAGCGAGAGAGAAACAGAUACAGAGAAAGAGGAUCAUUAAAAUAUCCUAUUCAUUAUAGCGUGGAACGCAAGGCUCCAACUCAAAACUUGAGGGAGAUCAAGAGCGCGGAAGACACGGGGGACAUGCCCCACACGGCCCCAGUAGAAAGCAAUAGAGGAAACACGGUUCCAUGAGGAACGCAUCGCGUAAGAACAGACUACAAUCCAUCUGUUUUAUUUACCCGUGUUCUCUCUUUAUUUCUCAAACCUGCCUGUGACUCUCAAAACUAAAUUCCCGUGACGGUGCUCAGUUUCCUUUAAGGAGCAGUGUCAGUUUGCCUGAUGCUCUGGUAGGGGAAGCCGUUCGUGCAUUCCACGCUGCUCCUGAGAACGGCGUUGGGGUUUCCAGUGCAUGCACGGUUACCCCUGUAGAGGUAGGCGGGCCAGCCGUCGUUGUAGUAGAAGCGGUAGCUUCCGGUGUAGGUGACGUUGCAGCACUGGCGAUCCCAGCAAGGCGUCCACUGCCCGGUGCAGUCGGGGCCUUCGUACAUGUUCAGCUGGCUGGCCUCCGCCGGCGAGGCAUAGAAAACAAGCAGCACAGCCACAGCGGCUGCGGUGGCGAUGAGGAGGUGGCGGGUGGAGGCCAUUGGGGUACGUGAAGAAGCUGUGGAUUCUAGAUGCGAGUGAAGGAAUACUGAAGAUUCUGUUCGGGUUGGGGAUGGUGGGUUGAUGCUUUGGGUAUUUAUAGUGUUUUCCCCGCAGUAGACGUCUCCACAUGAUAUCCGAAUUGCGUGCGGCUUCGUUCAAGCUCUCGGUGAUUGACCAACAGCCCAAUGUUCAAAUUGUUUUUUUAGUCGAUCUGGGUUGAUCGUCGCAUUUACAAGUCCUUUCUUCCGUCUUAUUCGUUCAGAAUCUUUGACUUUGAAGGCUGCGCGGGUGGCUUGACGAUUAUGUUCAUAUCGCGCCCAUUUUGUUGCGGCACAUUAAUAGAAAUGCCAAACAGGGAACCUCCUUUUUGGUGGGCAUUGCAAUGGGUGACUUGGCACCUCCAGUCCUUCAAAUGGGCAAAGAUGUCUGCAAAAUAUCUUCUUGGACCUGCCGCGAAUGAAGACGAGACGGACCUUAGGGUUUAUUUUUUAAUCCCACAACCGUAUGGAUGGCUUGGCAUAGUUUCAUGUGAAACGAAAGUAGGAAUGCUGAAAGAACAAACGUCAGGUCCACCUCGCCGCCGAGAAGGUCAGACAUUGCCAAUUCAAGGCGGACGUCUUCAAACCCGAUUCACCCACACAAGCCUGCUCCGUAAACCAGUUUAAACGUGGCCCGUGGGGCCGAGAGUCGCGAAAUCAAACAAUCUCACUCAGACCUUAAUUGAAGUGGAGAAGAAUGAUAAAAUAAAAGUCUCUAACUAGCUAGAGCCCGUGCCACACUUUCCCACCUCCGAAAUAAUAUCUUGGUUUGACUACAGGAGAUAUCUAAUUGUAGUACUUCUGUAAUUUCCCACAUGGCCGCCACCGGCAGGCUUCUCGUUGCCAUUGCGGCCUCCGUGGCGGUGCUGCUGGUUUGCUCCGUCUUGCCGUUGGAGGCCAGCCAGCUGAACAUGUACUAAGCCCCUAAAAAUAAAUCAUAGAAAAUUGGAAAGAAAGAAGAUCCCUGUAUUGUACCCUCACGUGAGGUGUUUGGAGCCUCUCUGCUGUCUUUCACUGGCAGUAAUUUUGUUCAUAUAUGUCUCCUGAGGAAUUUUGUUCAUGCCUUAUGUGUAUAUUGAGGUUUGUUGUUACUAAAGUUAAUAAUGAAGAUUUUACUGCAUUACAAUAGAAUUUCGAAACAGAGGCAUCUGUUUUUGAAACAGAAAAUUAAACAGUGGUUGUCAGUGAGGAAUCAUUUUUUUUAUUGUAACAAUGAAUUGACAAAGUGAUACAAUAUCAUUACUCAAUUAUAGUACCUUUAAAGUCCACUCCUACUCAAGACUGCAAGUUAAAGGGAGAAGGCAAAAACAGGCAUGAAAGCAGCCCAAGCAAGACUUACUAUAUCCAAAUGACAUAUCUCCUAUCCUCAUGAAAAGACUGAAAAUUAUUCCAUUACUGAUCGCUAAUCAUAGUGGAAUCAUAUGGUGCAGAGUCAAAAUGAAAUUGUGUUAAGGCUAUUAAUGAACUAAUCCAAUAAAUCCGUUCAGAUAAGGUUCUAAUAUUUAUCUCAUUUCUCAUAGUUUUGACCCAGUCAAGUUUAGACCAAAAUACUGUGUACAUGUUUUGGAAAUAACAAGUGAUAUUGUAUUCAUGUUUUGUAGCAAUCUCAUGAAAGAACAUUUUUUAACCUUUAUUCUAUCACUUUAAGGUCCAAUCAAUCAAUAAUCAAUAUGAAUUGAUUAUUAGUCACUAGGAAUUUCUUAUAAGUUAAGAGAUAAUGUCUCUUUAUUCAUUCUCUUACACACCUCCUAAAUAAAUUUUCCAUCAGCCUAGAAAAAUGAAUCAGCAGUCACUUACUCCCCUAGUGUUUUACAUUAAGGUAACUAAAUUAGUAGAAUUUAAGGGUCUCUCCUAUCAUCCAUUUUUAAGCCUAAAAACCAAAAGAGAGAGUGCUUUUGGACUCUUUUCUUUCACUACUAAGAUAAGAUUUCCAUUCUCUUAUUCUCAUGGGUCUUAGUCUCAAAGUUGGCUCUUAUUAUUUAUUUGAUUUAUUUUCUUCCAGCAUUAUUGGUUUUGUCUCGACCAUAGUUAACAUCCAUAGUUUCAGGAAAAAUAAUCUUUUCUUCUUUAGAACCUAUGGAUCAUUCUGAAAACCAUGUAAAUACUAGAGCUAAGGCGUUAGCUCUAUUUCUGUUAGGGAAUAAUUCUUCGAUUUAGGUAUAUGUCAGCAAGUUAAGAAAUCUCAAGCUUUUUAGUGAUCAAGUAACAUCCAGAUAUGAACUGGGCAUAAAGGAAUUGCAGUGACCCCACUUACUCCUUGGUCAUGUUGCCAAAAGAAUUGAAAUACUCUAUUAAUAUUAAAAUUUAAAUAAAUUUAUUAUUUAUAUAGAACGCAUAGUUAAUAUUAUAUAAUAUACCUAACUCUUUAUUUCUAAAUGUGGCAAUUCAUCAACCAUUUCUUUUGUAAUAAAUUUAAAUUGUGAAUUUCAUUGUAUAUAUACGUUUCUAGGAAUGAAUUCCUGUUUUUAAUUUUGCUUGAUCUAGUUGAGAUGAUUUUCUUCAAUUGAUUGUAUUCGACCAUUAACUACACCAUCAACCUAGAACUAAUCAACAAUGUAAUAAUUUAAAUGCGAUAUGCAUGUCUUUUAUUUAAUAAAAAAUCGAACUGAUUUACCAUAAACGAAAUAAUUAUGUACAAAUAAAUAACUGUGAAUAUGGUAGAAGUAGGAUAUUAUUACGGAAAAAAUUAGGAAGUAAAUUAUAUAACAUUAUAAGAUAACAUUCGAAAUAUCAAUUUAUUCAGAAUAAAAUCUACGAAAAGUAUUUUAUCAAUUGUAGUAAUAAAAUAUUUCUAUUCUUUUAGUAUAAGUAAAAUACUACAUAAUAUACUUAAAUCAAUCCCCUUUCAUUCUCAAUUACUUUUAGGUUUUCAAUAAUAAUAAUAAUUAUUUCUACAUGUACAUAAAUGCAAAGAUUCAAGUCUUUCUCAAGAUUAAAGAAAAUUUAGUAACAUCGCAUGUUGAAACAGAUUAUCGUAUUAAACUGGAGAAGUAUAGGAAAGAUUCGGAAAGAGAAUUAUAUAAACUUAAAGCUGAUCAAGAGCCAUAUACACAUAGUUUAACGUAUGUUACACCUAGGCUCACCCAUGUUUAACCUAUGUUGGACUCCUUUAUACUACCCUAGUUCAGGAGCUUGUCCGAAUCUGAUUUUAAUUUUUUUUAUAUCCGAUUAGUUCCGUAUCUCCUAGAAGAGAUACGGAACUAAGACGGUGGGUAGUAUGCAAGAGUUUAUGACAGUGUUCUCGUUAAAAUAUAGUGGAUCAUCUCUUGCCUGUGGUCGGCUUCUUAAACCUUUUUUCAUUAGAUCCUAUUUCUGCACUACUGCGUUUGUCAUGUUUUAAGGAAUAAAAAAUAGUAUGGUAAAGAGAUUAUUAAAAUAAUGCUUAUGUUAUACAGUAAUUUAACUUUACCAUUGACUAAAUGUUAUAUGUAUCUUCCAUUAUUGACUUUACCGUACAAAUUUACCCUGUACGGAGCCACAAAUUUAAUACUGCACUCAUUAGCACAAUCACAGGGGUCCUAUGGUAUUCAAUUACCAUAGGAAAAUUACGUUGGACAGUCUCUAAGAAUUUUGAUAUCAGCAGAGAAUGCUGAAAUUUUCACGGCACAUGAUCGAAGACUGAUAAAAGUUAGGAUCGUUAUAACUAACGCAGGCUGAAAUACUGAUAAAUGUUUCUUCCGUGCGUAAUAAUCUGAUUCGAUGACCCAAUCAUCAUCGAGUAUGUCUAUAAGGGAUUAAAAGGAAAAUACAGAGCGAAAGAGAGAGUGACACAUGCGCGUCGCAUGAGGAUCCACGUAUCAUUGAAGAGACGACUUUUAUCUUCAUUUUUAACUGUAGUAAGCACGAAGCUCAAGGUACACGUCUAUAGCCUCUAACAGUUGAUCAUUAACGUAACAGACUCAAGAGGCAUACAUGCACAAAGUACUGUAAGAGAAAGAUAGCAGAGACACACUCUAGAAUGCUACACGCAUCACGUGGGUAGACAAUACAUGGGUCUCUUUUAUUUCAAGUUGCUAAGAUUUAUUUUCAUGAGCUGGGCAGGACUCUGUCCAAAACUAGUAUCCUACGACGAUGUCACCGCUUUUAAGGAGCAGUGUCAGUUUGCUUGAUGCUCUGGUAGGGGAAGCCGUUCGUGCAGUCCACGCUGCUCCUGAAAACCGCGUCGGGGUUCCCGUUGCACACGCGGUUACCUCUGUAGAUGUAGGCGGGCCAGCCGUCGUUGUAGUAGAAGCGGUAGCUUCCGGUGUAGGUGACGUUGCAGCACGUGCGAUCAAAGCAUGCCGUCCAUCGCCCGGUGCAGCCGGGGCCUUCGUACGUGUUCAGCUGGCUGGCCUCCGACGACAUGGGGAAGAAAACAAGCAUCACAGCCACGGCGGCUGCGGUGGCGACGAGGAGGUGGGAUCUGGGGGCCAUGUGGGAACGUGAAGAAGUAAUGCAAUUAGAAAUCUCCUAUAAUCAAAGGAAAAGAUUGUUGGGAGGUGGGGAAUCGGGGAAAGGGCUGUAGCUAUUUAUAGACAUCUUAUCAUAUUAUUCCUUUCCACGUCAAUUAUUGUCUGAGUUGCAUUCGUUGAUUUCGCAAUUCUUGACCAGACGGGUCAGGUGGAAACUGGUUUCCGGAGUAGGCUCGUGUGGUGAAUUGGGUUUGAAGAGCUCCGCUUGAAUUUGCAAUAUUUGACCUUCUCGGCGGCGAGGUGGACCCGAGGUUUAUUCUUGCAGAAUUCCUGGUUUCGUUUCACAUGAAAUUAUUCCUAGCCGUCCAUAA